AUGGCGUCAGAAAUCGGAAACGAGACCUUACAGGAAGAGCAGAAGCAGCAGCAGCAACAACAACAGCAAGAGAAACAGGCGGAAAAGCAGGGACAGCUUCAAGAGGCCGAUCAGAAGAAGAGCGGUGGCAAUAACGAUCAAGUUCCAGGUGAUGAACAGACUGGUGAACUUAAAGAUCGGUCUCUCGCCGCUACCUUUACUUGCACUCAGGAACUUGGAAAUGGUUCUUCCACCGAAUCAAAGCCUAAGAAGCAUGGCGACAAGAAGCCGCAACACCGAACCCAGAACGCUUUCCCGCACAAACUCAAAUUAUCCGACUGCAAGUAUGACCCGUACAAGACAAGGACGAUCGUAACCCUGCGCAUCAGGACGCCACGGGAGCUCACCGAUGAAGAAGUUGCUGGCUGCCUGAGAGAACAAGAGUCACCGGAAAUUUUUGGUCCGCCUUCGCUGGAACCUUCUGAGAACGAGAGCUGA
Messenger RNA from Sordaria macrospora k-hell, 477 nucleotides. RefSeq lists its product as uncharacterized. NCBI's taxonomy places the organism in Eukaryota, Fungi, Ascomycota, Sordariomycetes, Sordariales, Sordariaceae. The record is from RefSeq and is a predicted model, not a curated record.